This is a messenger RNA of Trichoderma reesei QM6a, 1467 nucleotides long. RefSeq lists its product as uncharacterized. NCBI's taxonomy places the organism in Eukaryota, Fungi, Ascomycota, Sordariomycetes, Hypocreales, Hypocreaceae. The record is from RefSeq and is a predicted model, not a curated record. Gene Ontology annotation, molecular function: transmembrane transporter activity. The transcript is spliced from 6 exons. Gene Ontology annotation, cellular component: fungal-type vacuole membrane. Gene Ontology annotation, biological process: transmembrane transport. The coding region runs from base 1 to 1467 and encodes 488 amino acids.
AUGACAAUGCUCAGCAACCCCGAGCCAUCGAGCCUCGUUGCUCAGGAGCCUCGUCCCCUGGAACCUCCCAUCAUCGACAUCCCGCCCGUCACUUCUGGAAGUCAGGGAGUUCCCAACUCGCCGGUGACUUCAAUUGCCGCGAGCGAGCAGACCAUCGUCGCCCAGGAGGAUGGAGCUGGCGAUGGGGCUAUUCCGGACGGCGGACUUCGGGCUUGGUUGGUUGUUUUGGGCGGAUUCUUGGAUUUCGCGAUUGCUUUUGGACUUGUCAACUCUUUUGCAUUCAAGGAACACUCAAUGGCUAACCAAAUCAAAUUCCAGCUCUUCAUCCUCUUCCUCGGAGGCGCCGUUGUCGGCCCCAUCUUUGACAAACACGGCUCCCGCGCACUCAUGUUCUCCGGCACCGCCGUCUGUCUGCUCUCCUUCAUCUGCUCCAGCUUUGCUACUCGGUACUACCAGUAUCUCUUGGCUCAAGGAAUCCUGCUCGGCAUCGGGAGCGCGCUGCUCUUCUACCCAGCUACCGGAGCCAUCUCAGAGUGGUUCAACCACAAACGAGGCCUCGCCCUCGGCAUCGCCCUCUCCGGCUCCUCCGUCGGCGGCAUCUUCUGGCCCAUCAUCAUCAACAAGCUCUUCGCCUCCGUCCCGGGCCCCUGGGUCCACCGCAUCAUCGCCCUCAUCUCCGUCCCCGUCCUGCUCAUCUCGUGCUUCCUCGUCCGCGAGCGCAAACUCACAGCUCCCGCCACCGCCAUCGUCAUGGUCGUCACGGACACCGAGGCCAACCUGAGCGGCAGCGUCACCACGAGCGCCACCAAGCCGGAGGCGGACAAGGACAAGCUCGAAGCCACCGCGGCCGAGACGAGCAAAGAGGGCUCCGGCAUUCUCGAGGCCGUCUGCGAGCGCCGCUUCGGAGCGCUCUGCCUCUCGCUCUUCUUCAUCUACGGCGGCAUGCUCGUCCCCUUCUACUACAUCCCGCUCUUCGCCAUCGAGCACGGCCUCGGCGCGACAAAGGCCAACAACCUGCUGGCAAUCGGAUACGCCGGCUCCGUCGUCGGCCGCGUUGGCAGUGGUUGGAUCGCCGACCGCUUCGGCCGCUUCAACGUCUUGUUCAUCAUGGGCGUCCUCACCGCCACAAUCACCUUCUCCUGGGGCAGCAUGACCUCCCCCGCCGGCAUGACCGCCUCCGCCCUCCUCUUCGGCCUCUUCUCCGGCGGCCUCGUGCCCCUCGGCUCCGCCUGCGUCGCCCAGACCACGCCCGACAUGGGCCGCAUCGGCCUGCGCAUCGGCCUCAUGAUGGCCUUUGCCUCCUUCGCCGCCCUCGCCGGAGGGCCCGCCAGCGGCGCCAUCAAGGACGCCACCGCCGCCUGGCUCGCCGUCUACUCCUUCUCGGCGGCGCUCACGCUGGCCGGCGCCGGAUUGCUGCUCGCCGUCCGCUUCUGGUGGAGGCCGUUUGGCGACAAGGCUGUCUUUUGA